UCAAAUCCUAAAUAAAUUUGGUUUCCUACUCCAAUAUAAUAUUACCCCACGAUCGACUGAGUAUGCAGUUCAGACAUUCCAUAACUUAUUCUCUAUAAAUUUUACAUCUCCUUACCAUUUUCCACCUCAAUUAAAGAAAAGGGUCUAAGCUUAUGAUCGAUAAGAAGAGGGAAAAAGCAGCACCACCUGAGGAGGAGGAGGAUUGUGAAAGAAUCUACUCGUACGAGGAGAAGAGGGUAAAAGCAUAUAUCAAUCCUGACAGACAAGGAUGUAUAAAUUGGGAAAAGAAAAAUCGAUCAUGGGAAAUACAAAAUGGUUUGAUACCAACGUUCGAGGAGGAGGAGAUGAUGCAAAAACCCCUUAUUCUUGUUUGUGGAAAGGAGGAGGAGGGAAGGGAGGAGGCCAAGAGAAAAAAAGCAGCACCACCUGAGGACUGGGAAAAAGAGUACUCAUACGAGGAGAAGAUGCUAAAAGCACGUCUUGAAAAACAAGGAUACGGAGAGUGGGAAAAAAAGCAUCGAUUAUGGGAAAUACUAAAUUAUUUGGUACCAGUUGCCGAGGGUGAUAAGAAGGAGAAGCAGAGGCAAUAUGAGGUUCGUUAUUUAUUGGCAUUACUAUCACUACGGGAUCCCGUGAUAGCAAAAGAGCUACUCGAAAAGAGGUUAGAUAAACUUCUUUAAAAAGAGCCAAUCUCGGACAUUCUGGACUUGUUGGGACUAGCUAACCAUGUUAUCGAAGAUUAUAACGAGAAAGAGUACAAUGUUUUCAAGUACAAGCUCUUGAAGAUUGAGAAAGUGAAUUGUUCUCCGACCAAUUCAUAUUAUAUGACUGUCAAAGUAUUAAAUCUCACUCUUGGUACUCCUAUUGAAACUUUUCAAAUCCAUGCUGGUACACAUUACGCUGAUACUGGUAAAAUUAUCGACUGUUGCCGGCCUAAAGAAGAGGUAAUCAAACACCUAUUGAUAUUUAC
Molecule: messenger RNA, 970 nt
Organism: Capsicum annuum
Lineage: Eukaryota; Viridiplantae; Streptophyta; Magnoliopsida; Solanales; Solanaceae
Exons: 2
Coding region: 153-680 (175 amino acids)
Source: RefSeq, a predicted model, not a curated record